Aureobasidium pullulans EXF-150 is the source of this 1627-nucleotide messenger RNA. RefSeq lists its product as uncharacterized. Lineage: Eukaryota; Fungi; Ascomycota; Dothideomycetes; Dothideales; Saccotheciaceae. Bases 420 to 1478 code for a protein of 352 amino acids. Gene Ontology annotation, molecular function: DNA-binding transcription factor activity, RNA polymerase II-specific. Gene Ontology annotation, cellular component: nucleus. The transcript is spliced from 3 exons. The record is from RefSeq and is a predicted model, not a curated record. Gene Ontology annotation, biological process: regulation of transcription by RNA polymerase II.
CUCGAGUACAGGCCUCUGCUUGUGUGAUAUUGUAUCGAUAUACUGGUGCUACCGAGUACGAGACUUCAAAUUUCGCAGACCAUCUCAAAUUAUCAAACACUUGAAGAGGUGGGAGCAGUUUGGGAGGAACAGCAUGCAUCCUUUCGCAAUCUAGAGAAGAAUUGCUACCUCGCUUACCUGUAUGCAAUGGAUCGGGUGAGAAUGUGGUGCAUCUGCAAUGAAGCUCUCGGCAUGCAGGUAGCCGACAGCAGCUCUUGUUUGUUGAGACAGACAAAUGAAGGGAAGAUAACACUGUAGCCUGCGACGCGCCUUCCAUUUAAUUCUUCCCGUUCUCGCCGCGAAGCUCUCACAACUUCUUCUCUGUUCACACACUUUAGCCCCAUCACUUUCAUCACACAUCGCGCCCUCUCUUCGCAAUCAUGGGAGCUUGGGGUUAUGAUCUGUUCCAGUCGGAUGACGACCUUGACACCAUCUGUCUGCUUGAUGAGUCUGCCGAUCUCAACAAGGUGAAGGAAAAGAUCCUGGCCGAUCCAGCCAAGUACUCCUUCAAGAAGCAGCCAACCAAAGCAAAAGAAGGCGACAGCGCCAGCGACAGUGACAUGGAUAUGGACGACAAGGAAGAUACUGCCAGUGACGAGCCCGACGACUUGUAUCUCACUCUGUACAAUUCUGAUUACCCAGACCUGCUUCAACAACAUCUUGAUAGCGGCGUCUUCAUCCGUAUGGUCAACGACCUGCGCGAUAAGGGACGCGGCAACGCCCUCUGUUUACUCACUGCCUGUGCUAUGCAGCUUGGUUGUCAUAUCCCUGAUUGGUGUCGUCAAGAGCUCGUUGCUAGCUACAAGAAAUGCCGCCUUCCCCCAGUCGGUGAGGCUCGCUUUGGCAAAGCUCUGCUUGAAUACCGCAACGGCGUCCCUUACCCCUUCAACUCUAAGGGCUUGAACCUUACCGUCAAUACUGGCAAUCCUCACUACCAGGAAUCCGAGAUCACCUGGAUGAGACUUGAAAAGGUGCCUGUCGGCGAGGAGAUCACACAGCAGAACACCACCAUCGAGCGCAUCUGGGGCGACUUCAACAGACCUGUCGACGUGUGUGGAAAUUGUGGUGCCCAGCAGUGUGAGGGCGGAAGCAACCUCAAGCGCUGCGCCGGUUGCAAGGAGAGACUCUGUUGCUCGAAAUUUUGCCAGAAGGCCCAUACUCCUAAACAUUCGGCCCUUUGCGUAGGCUUCCGCAAAGCCCGCGAGGAGCAACCCGAUGAUGCAUGCGGCAAUUGCGGUGCGAAGGAAGCAAAAGACGGAAAUGCUCUGAAGCGUUGCAGUCGUUGCAAGGAAAGAAACUAUUGCUCUGUGGAAUGCCAAAAGGAGCACUACCCUGCUCAUGCCUCAAAGUGCAAGGCCACAGCCGCCGAACCCAAGGAAAACGAGGACGGCAAUGCUGGUCGUGUUCAGGGCCUGAACGUUCUUCAGACUUGGAGAUGAGCAACUGUUGAUAGUCGAGAUUGCCGACGACUGACUCGGAUAGAGCGUUCCAUGGAAAUUCGAUGAUAUGUGGAUGGCUUCUACACAGUCUAAUGUUGCUGUUUUUCGUUUUCGUUCUGUAGCUUUGUGGAACCACAAUUAUGAUCGUC